AUUCCCCACCCCAGCCCCGCGGUCCAGCCUUCCCUCAGCUAGCGGCGCCGAAAGAAAACCUAGGCGGCGGCGGCGGCGGCGAAAGAAAUCCUAGGUGGUGGCGGCGGCGGCAGCAGGUCCGGCGACCGGCGACCCGGCCUCGACGGCGCGCGGAUCCGGCUCCAUCCCCACCUCUCGUGAGCACCACCUCCCUCCCAGCUCCCGGCUCCCCUGUGUUCAUCUGUGUAACUUCGUGGCGCCGUCGCUGUUAGGCUGCUACGCUUAUGUUGAGAUCGUCUCCCGUGAACGACCUCAUGGGAUUUUUUUGAGUUCGUUAGCGGUCAAUUGCGAUUCUUCUCCGUGUGUUUCACUUGGAUCAAAUUAGUGAUUUGGUUCGUGCAAUCGAGCUCUGCCUUGUGGCCAUCGCCAUUCGCCUGCAAGCUAUGAACUCUGCUCGCGGACGUGUAGUUAGUUUCAGAAUUCGGAUGGUGUCAGUUCUGUCGAAGUGUUCACAGUAGUUCAACUGCAUUUCUGAAAACUAAGGAAUGGAAGAAUUUUCUAAUUAAUUUCCAUGAAGAAAGGGGCUUAAAAUCUUGUGCAUCUAGGGAUCCAAACAUGUGUUCCUCAUACAGUCAAUGGCCAAAAUGUUAAGUUCAAAAAAGGAACAAACCUUCGUCAGCUGAACAGAGAAAUUGGAAUAUUCCACAUCUGUCCCCUCGCGCAGGCCUCGCCGCGGUGCGGUGCCGUGCGGAGCGGAGGCGAGGUGGCGCGCGGCGGGUGACGCGCCGGAAACUGGGACACCGUGGGUGGGGCAGCACGGCAGGUGGUGCACGGCGGGUGGGGCGGCGGCGAGGUGGAGUGCGGCGGGUGGGGCGCCGGCGAGGAGGGGCAUCGGGAAGAUCUCGUGCCGCCGUCGCCGCCGAGAAGAGCUCGGGCGGCCGCCGGAAAGAUCUCGGGCCGCUACCGUCGGGAGGAGCUCAGGCUACCGCCUGGCAAGAAGAGCUCGGGCAGCACCGGUGGGAUGGCCUGGGACGAGCGAGCAGAGGAAAUGAGAGCGCAAAUAUGUUCUCAAUGGUUUGUGCAAAGGACUGCCGGUUCAGAAUGAGAUGUUCCAGCUUUAUACUUUUGUGAUGUCGAACAUGACAGCUAUAUUCUUGUCGGUGUCAUUCCUUUCAUCCUGGUCUAGCACCAAUGCAUCAGGCUAGAAAAGAAGUACGAUGUCAUAUAGAAGUAGUUUUGUAAUUAGACUUCAUUUAAUACCUCUAAUUAUUGGUUAAAGGGCCAACAAAAUUUCAUGAAAACUUUUUCAAUGACCAACCAAACACGGCUCUAGCUGCGGGGCGAGCGUCCACGUGGCACUGUAGGUCGGAUCGGCACGAGCUCUCCUGCCAAAGGCCGCGUCGACGCGUCGUCCAUGUGAUGUCUAGCCCCAAGAGUGGAGCGAGCACUGUACAGCCCUGCCCCAACCCGGCCACCCCUACCCCUACCCGUGAAUUUGCGGUUUUUACGGCAACCAUCUCGCGAGCCGCACGAGCACAAACCACGAACACCGUAGCCGCGCUCGCCAUGUAUCGCGAGUAGACGGCAUUCAAAAGGUGUCCUCACGAGUCGCGGCCCGGGCGCUGAUAUUUCGUCGGACGCACCGCCUCCGUAUCCAAUCCCCGCAGAGCAGUUCCCUCGAGUCCAGCGGUUGCAUGCCUAGCUUCUACAAGAAGGAAACCGCUUGGUAUUUGCUCUCCUCUUCUUCUUCCUCCGUCGCCUCUGGGUUCUCUGGUUCUUUUGCGGUUUUGCCCCCUAAUUCUUUACCAGCAUUGUCGUGCCGACUUCCGGGAUGAUCUCUGUGUGCUUGCUUGUGCUAUUUUUACUGAUGAAUGAAUUGAUACUUGUCUUUAGUAUUUGUUUGCCGAUUGGUUUAGGCUGGGCGAAUCGGGGCCUCGGCCCUCGAGGGUUGAUCUCUCGUGGGGAUUAGCUGGGCUGUGCGUAGUCGGCAAUAAUUUUUUUUUAUGGAAACGGGGUGAGAGGAUGCCCAUCAAGAUUAUAUUCCACGGAGCUUUUGGCAGCUCAUAAAAGUAAUAGGUUAAGCAGCUUUAAAAAGCGUUUAACGAGAAGGAAGCGUUCGUGCGGUGAGGCUUUUCGAGCAAACAAUUUACUGGAAUUUUGUCUUUUUACUUGUUGGACCUUAGUCAUCAUUUCUUAUUUAGUUUGUGUCUUUGCUCUUGACCUACUUUUGUUCGGUGCAUGAAUUUGUUGACAAGUGAAUAAUAUACUUUGAGCAAACAAUUUACUGGAAUUUUUGUCCGAUCCAGACACCAGAAAUAGCUGACUUUCACAUGAAAGGUAUCAUUAUCUUAUGAAAAAAAAUGAAGGUAUAACUAAGGAAUUUUGACUCCUCAUUUGCUGAUCAGUCAAACCGAUCACAAUCGCUUAAAUGAAUUUACUGGAAAUGACCAAUCACUUGCAUUUCAAAUCCACAUUAUCUGUUUGUUUGAAAUAAUGGCCUUCAUUGUACAUUAUUUUCACUUCUAAAUCUUGUUGGGCAGCUGAAUCAUAUAUCGAGCACUCCUCUCGUGAGUCGGUCCAACUAGUUUGGACCCAGUAUGAGGCGCGCGCGAGAGAUGGGUCUGUUCUUCUGUAUGGGUGGCCUAUUAGGCUAGAACGCCCAUCUUCUCGACCGGCAAAAACAACACCACCCCACUGCCUGGCUGCCCGUCUUCUUCUGACCUCUUUCUUCCUCCGCAUCCACUGCCGCGACGGGACCUCGCCGCCCCACUGCCGCGGCGCGACCUCGCCGCCCCACUGACGCAACCUCGUCGGCUGUGCCGUGGGAGCUCCGGCCCCCUCGCAUCACCUGCUGGCGGGCCCGUGAGCUGACGACAAGGAAGGAGACAAAACAGAUGAGGGUGGAGAAUCGGAGGAGGAGAAUGGGAAAACAGAUGAGGUUGAAGAAUCUGAGGAGGAGGAGAAUGGGAAAACAGAUGAGGUUGAAGAAUCUGAGGAGGAGAAGAAUGGGAACAACGAUGGGGGCAAGGACAAGGAGAAGAAAUCAACCCGUGUUAACCAAAAAAUAAAAGGGAAAAAGAAAAAUAUGGAUGGCAGAAAUGUCCUAAAUGCUUUGAAAUGUAAACCAGGAAAUCAAUGGUAUUCAAAGGAGACUGCUCAGGCUCCCCUUUCAAGAAAGAAGAUAAUUGGACCCAGAAUUUGGGUGAUAAAGAAUCGCGAUUGCAACUCUUUAACAAGAUAGUUGACAAUGAAAACUUAAAGAGUGUUAGUUUCAUGAGUCUUCGUACGGUCCUUAGAUUGACUGAUGGAUGGCAAUUAUCGGGAAAAGAUAUUUCAAAAAGCUUUGCGGCGAAAACUUUUUGUGAAGACACGGUGGUGACAUUUUAUGUACGGUGUCUCAUUGAUGAUGAAGGUCAUCAUGGACCUGAUACUGUGGGUUACAGGAUCUUCCUGGAACCUAAAAUUGCUGAAUUGCUGUUGGCUCCCAAGGAUGAAUACAAUGCUAAUUUAAUUGCUAAAUACAUCAAGGAACAAUACAAUGCUCAGCAAAUUUUGGAAGCGAGGCAUAUAUUUGUGCCCGUCUGCUAUAAGUUGCACUUGACAGUUUAUGUUAUCAACAAAAAUUAUGAACAAAUCGAUAUAUUGGACUCCUGGACCUCGACGGUCAAUGACAAGCAAAAAUAUCACCAAAAGAUCGCAGUUUGUAUGAGGAAAAAGCUGAGUAAUGUUAUUUCGUUGAUCUCCAAGGAACACCCCAACUUCUCAGAUUGGAGCAUGCCAAUUAUACCUGCUAAAUAUAUCGCUCAGCAGGAACCCAGCAGUAUGGACUGCGGGUUCUUUGUGAUGAUGUUCAUGAAGCACUAUAAUCCAGAUACUCGUCAACUUGAGUUCUGUGACUCUGACUUUGAUGAUAUUAGGGGUAAGAUUCUCUGGUACUUACUCCAUCACAACUUGAAUGCAUCAGCUGAUUCACUACCUCCGGGUAUCAUCGACCGGGGAUCACCAUCUGAGCAAAAAUGGUUUACAUGAUCCAGAUCAGCCUUGGGAGAAGGGAAAAGUCCCUGAAGAUCAUGUGCUUUUGUUUAGAGAUGUAGCCUGGCUUUUGCUUUUAUGAUGUUCAGUACUAAGAUCUUGUGCAUUUCUUGAGUAACUUGGAAAGAAUGUACUCCAUGAAUGAACUGGUGUUAGCAAAAUGUUUGAACUGGUCAGUCUGUAGUAGUGGUGGUCAGAAGUUAUGAACUGAUGUGGUGCAGAUGUGCCAUGGUUGAUACCUGCUUGGAAGCUAGCAUUUUACCUGCCUAGGUCCUUAACUUGGAAAGAAUGUACUCCAUGAAUGAACUGGUGUUAGCAAAAUGUUUGAACUGGUCGGUCUGUAGUAGUGGUGGUCAGAAG
Panicum virgatum (switchgrass) is the source of this 4371-nucleotide messenger RNA. RefSeq lists its product as uncharacterized. Gene Ontology annotation, molecular function: cysteine-type peptidase activity. Bases 3115 to 4008 code for a protein of 297 amino acids. The transcript is spliced from 5 exons. Gene Ontology annotation, biological process: proteolysis. Lineage: Eukaryota; Viridiplantae; Streptophyta; Magnoliopsida; Poales; Poaceae. The record is from RefSeq and is a predicted model, not a curated record.